Molecule: messenger RNA, 699 nt
Organism: Solanum verrucosum
Lineage: Eukaryota; Viridiplantae; Streptophyta; Magnoliopsida; Solanales; Solanaceae
Product: serine carboxypeptidase-like 18
Exons: 7
Coding region: 1-699 (232 amino acids)
Biological process (GO): proteolysis; secondary metabolic process
Molecular function (GO): serine-type carboxypeptidase activity; acyltransferase activity, transferring groups other than amino-acyl groups
Source: RefSeq, a predicted model, not a curated record
AUGGAAAGAAAAAGCUUUGUUGUUAACAAAGCAAAUUCUUUGUUGAUUGAGAAAAGGUACAUAGGAGUGGGUGAUUCAGAUGAUGUUCAACUAUUCUACUACUUCAUUAAGUCUGAGUCUAAUCCAAAAUCAGACCCUCUUAUUUUAUGGCUAACUGGAGGCCCUGGCUGCUCUGCUUUAUCUGGCCUUCUCUUUGAAAUAGGUCCAAUAACGUUUGAGCCAGCGGAAUAUAAGUUUUUGACUGGGAAAAGAUCUCUUGCCAUUGGGCUGAUGGUGACAAAGUUAAGAGAGGCACUCCAUGUUCGAAGAGGAAGUAUUGGUAAAUGGAAGCGAUGUGCUGGUGAUGCUUUGCCUUUCCAAAUAAUAGUAGAAAACAGCAUUCCGUAUCAUGCAAAUCUCAGUGUGAAAGGCUAUAGGUCCUUAAUAUACAGUGGAGAUCAUGACACUAUGGUCCCUUACACAUCAACCGAAGCUUGGAUAAGAUCUCUUAACUACUCGAUUGUUGAUGAUUGGCGACCAUGGAUUGUUGAUGGUCAAGUUGCAGGGUAUACAAGAACAUAUUCAAAUAAAAUGACAUUUGCCACAGUGAAGGAAAGCUACUAUUUGACUUCACUUGGAGGAGGACAUACAGCUCCAGAGUACAAGCCUGUUGAAUGUCUAGCCAUGCUGAGAAGAUGGUUAUCUUAUCAGCCUCUCUGA